Messenger RNA from Macadamia integrifolia, 1272 nucleotides. RefSeq lists its product as uncharacterized. Gene Ontology annotation, biological process: defense response. The coding region runs from base 245 to 1222 and encodes 325 amino acids. The record is from RefSeq and is a predicted model, not a curated record. Lineage: Eukaryota; Viridiplantae; Streptophyta; Magnoliopsida; Proteales; Proteaceae. The transcript is spliced from 2 exons.
UAACCUCACUCCACUUAUUAGAGAUUCAUUCCUUUUCCCUUUUUUUCCUAUAAUUUUCUUUACUAAUAAGUAAAGUAGCCUUGUUGAUUAUGCAAAGCAGCUGUGCUUUCUUUGACUUUUUCUUCUUCUUUUCCAACUUUAUCCGAGGAAAGAUGAGAAAGCACCACUACAGAACAAAUUCUCUCUGAUCGUCUCCUCUUGUCUUUAACUACCCUGAAAACCAACUGAGCUCCUUUUAACAUUCAUGGGGAAAAUCAGGGUUGAAGUCUGCCUCAUCUCUGCUCGUGGCCUCCGGCGUUCCUCAUCGCUAUGGAAGCUCCAGUGGUUUGCUGUUGGGUGGAUUGAACCCAAAAACAAAUACUGCACCAAAAUCGACGCCUCUGGAAAUGCAAACCCUACCUGGAAAACCAAAUUCUCUGUCCUCAUCGAUGACUCAGAACCAACAAACUUGGAAGGUCUAACUCUGCAAGUUGAAGUCUACAGCAGAGAACCCAUCUUCCUUAGAGAGAAGCUCCAGGGUACAGCCACCAUUCUCUUGAAAGAGUUCUUGGCCAAGUACAGCAGAGGUUCAGGUGUUUCGAAACAAGGAGGAAUUGAGGAAGUGGGUAGCUUCCAAUUACGGCAACAGAAGAGUUCCGGUAAGCCUCAAGGAUUUGUUGAUGUCUGCAUUCGGAUUUCUGAGGAUAGAGGAGGAGUGGUUCCUUACACAGGUGAAGGUGAAAGAGAUGGCUAUGGUAAAGGAGAAGGAAUCCUGCUUGAAGAUCACAGUAAUACCAUUCCGGUGUCCAUGGAAUACGGACCAACAAGGCCUUACCCACCUCAACCUUAUCCACAGAUGAACGUCCCAUAUGCCCAUCCCAUGCCGUUCCCUGGAAACUACCAAAACCAGUCACCGAUGGGAGAACCAAGCUACCCAUCAGCAGGUGGUCCAAGUUAUCGUCCUCCAACAACACCGCCACCACCGCCACCACCUUCCCACGUCGGUUACUUGCCAACUUUCCUCCCCAGAACAGAUCCUUUGCCGGAGACUUACGUGAAUAUGCCGUCGUCUGUGUCUGGCACCAGCCGAGCUGGACGACCCAACAACUUUGCAAUGGGAGCCGGAGCUGGAGCAUUGGCUGCUGGUGCUGUCAUCUUCGGUGACGAUUUCAUGUCUGGAUUUGAUUUCCCAUCAGGGUUACAAGAUGCUAGCCUCACUGUAUCAACCGAUCCUCCUUUCUAGUUGUCCUACUAAUUAAUGUGAAGUUCAAAUUUGAUGCAAAAUUAGCAUUA